AGCUCUCAGUGGAACUUGUCCGGGGUGUUUCCUGGAGACGGGGGAAGUGAGGAGCCGGAGCUGCCGCCGCCACUGGGAGCCGCAUCACCCCCGCCCCUAGUGUGACUGAUCUACCAUGAGACCCGCCAUCUUCCUGCCCCCGCCUGACCCCGGCUGCGUCCUCCUGAUCUUGGUAUCUUGGCUUUUAAAUCCAGCAAGAAGUGAAAUAACAAGUCUAGAGAGUGGAAAUAUAGAUGACAUUUUAAACAAUGCUGAUGUUGCUUUAGUUAAUUUUUAUGCUGAUUGGUGUCGCUUCAGCCAAAUGCUGCAUCCUAUCUUUGAGGAAGCUUCCAAUGUCAUUAAGGAAGAAUAUCCAGAUAAGAAUCAAGUAGUGUUUGCCAGAGUAGACUGUGAUCAGCACUCGGACAUAGCUCAAAGAUACAGGAUAAGCAAAUAUCCAACCCUAAAACUGUUCCGGAAUGGGAUGAUGAUGAAGAGAGAGUAUAGGGGUCAGAGGUCGGUGACAGCAAUAGCAGAUUAUAUCAGGCAACAGAAAAGCAAUCCUAUUCGAGAAGUUAAUGACUUGGAAGAAAUUAAGUCUCUUGACCGCAGUAAAAGAAAUAUCAUUGGAUAUUUCGAGCAAAAGGACGCCAACAACUAUAAAACUUUUGAAAGAGUAGCAAAUAUUUUGCACGAUGAUUGUGUCUUCCUUUCUGCAUUUGGGCCUAUUUCAAAACCAGAGAGAUUUAGUGGGGACAACAUAAUCUACAAGCCACCAGGGGAAAAUGCUCCAGAUAUGGUAUACUUAGGUUCUAUGACCAAUUUUGAUUUGACUUAUGCAUGGACGCAAGAUAAAUGUGUGCCUCUUGUUCGUGAAAUUACAUUUGAGAAUGGAGAGGAGUUGACAGAAGAAGGCCUUCCUUUUCUUAUACUUUUCCACAUGAAAGAUGAUUUGGAGAGUUUAGAAAAAUUCCAGCAGGAAGUGGCACGACAAUUAAUAAGUGAAAAAGGUACAAUAAACUUUCUGCAUGCUGAUUGUGAUAAGUUCAGACACCCACUCCUUCAUAUUCAGAAGACUCCAGCAGACUGUCCAGUUAUUGCUAUUGAUAGUUUUAGGCACAUGUAUGUCUUUCCAGACUUCAGUGAUUUAGCAAUUCCAGGUAAACUCAAACAAUUUGUACUAGAUUUGCACUCUGGAAAAUUGCACAGAGAAUUUCAUCAUGGACCAGAUCCAACUGAUGUAGCACCUGGUCAGCCAAUUCAAGAUUUAGCAAGUAGCCCACCAGAGAGUUCGUUCCAGAAACUAGCACCCAGUGAACAUAGGUACACCUUAUUGAGAGAAAAAGAUGAACUUUAAAAACUUGAAAUAAUCUUGCAAGCCUUUCAGACAGCAGCAUUGACUUCUGUGUGGUGGAAAUAGUAACCCUAUAUUUUCAUAAUUCUGUGUAUUUUUAUUUGGGAUAAACUGAAAAAAUAAGUUGGUUUUUUUUUUUUCUUUUCUCCCCGGGCUUGUAAAUACAUCUGUUUGGUGGGUCAUUCUGUACAGCAUCUUUCAAAAGUUAUGUUCCUAAUGCUAGAGUAAAAUAUCAGAGACCCGUCUAGACUUUUGAUCUAACUCUAUUCUGUAAAACUUCUAUAAUCCAAAUGAAGGUAUCAUUGCCAGAGACAUGCUGUUAACUUGCACUAUCCCAUUAAAUAGGACUUUUGGGUUGUUUUCUGUGUAAUCGGGUAGUAUGUGCUUUUAUUUUCUUCCUCUCCAUGUGAAUAGUUAUGCUGGUACUCAUUUUUUUUUUUUUUUUGGUCACAUUCUUCUCAUCAAAAGGGCAUAUUCUGGAUACUUGGGGGGGGAAUAAAUUAAAGUUUUACAGAAUCUUGUGUGGUAUUUUACUGUACAGAUGAAACUUGCAUGAGUAAACAAGCAUGACUGUUAAAAGUAUCAUGUGAGAAAAUUAAGAUGAUUAAUGAUAUGUCUA
Molecule: messenger RNA, 1952 nt
Organism: Malaclemys terrapin pileata
Lineage: Eukaryota; Metazoa; Chordata; Testudines; Emydidae
Gene: ERP44
Product: endoplasmic reticulum protein 44
Exons: 12
Coding region: 116-1336 (406 amino acids)
Source: RefSeq, a predicted model, not a curated record